Acanthopagrus latus (yellowfin seabream) is the source of this 1844-nucleotide messenger RNA. It is a transcript of the gene mtfmt, whose product is annotated as mitochondrial methionyl-tRNA formyltransferase. The transcript has 9 exons. Gene Ontology annotation, molecular function: methionyl-tRNA formyltransferase activity. Gene Ontology annotation, cellular component: mitochondrion. The record is from RefSeq and is a predicted model, not a curated record. Gene Ontology annotation, biological process: conversion of methionyl-tRNA to N-formyl-methionyl-tRNA; biosynthetic process. Lineage: Eukaryota; Metazoa; Chordata; Actinopteri; Spariformes; Sparidae. The coding region runs from base 556 to 1665 and encodes 369 amino acids.
CUUCACUCCCACGCGCCGCUCCAUCUCUUAAAGGGACCGCACUACAACACACCGAUCAGCCACGACAUUAAAUUAAAGUCAGUCUCAUUAGGUAUAAUGUUGCCGAUAUCGGUCAGUAUACAGACCAUAUUCAUUUAUCCAAUUGUUGAAUAGGGAUUUAUUCGUAAAUGAUACUACAUCCAUAGUGGGAUGUUAAGGGGACUACAAUUACGCCUGUAUAGAAUUUUCCCAUCUAGUAAAACCUGUUAAUGAAACGUAAUGUAACAAUGUAAUUUAACGAGUUUUUAGGGUAAAAAUCGGAGGUUAAAUCUCCGACACUAUCAUAAACAUUACACCAGUGUCCACUUGGUGGCAGAAAGCUUGUUUGCCAUCGCCAACCACCAUCCACGAAGAAGACGACGGGGCGGAAGUGUAACGGAAAACAUGGCGGCGCCUAUGCUGCAGGCAUUGAGUAAGAAUAGGGCAAAUUUUAUACAGUCAUAGAAACACAGCCAGUGUCAGCACCGACAGCGUGGACACAGGGUGUGUUGAGCUGAAGAGACGGUUCUCGUCAGUAUGUGGACGAACAGCAGGACAGCAGGAGCUUCUCUGAGAAUCCUGAACCACCUCCAGCGGUGCUGUGGACACACCGGGUGGAGGAGGGGGACUGAUGGCCGGCAUCGCUGGCUCUGUAGACAUAUGUCAUCAACAGGACCCCCUUGGAGGCUCCUGUUCUUUGGCUCUGACCAGUUUGCUGUGGAAUCUCUGAAACAUCUCACAUCCAGCUGGACCUCCAGAGAAGGGAUAGUGGAGUCCCUUGAAGUUGUUACUGUUUCGGGUAAUGUCCCAGUGAAGAAGUUUGCUCAACAGAACCAGCUUCCCCUGCACACCUGGCCCCCUGACAAUGUAGAUGGACGGUUUGAUGUUGGCGUGGUGGUGUCGUUUGGCUGUUUACUCCACAAGACGCUGAUCAACAAGUUCCCACACGGGAUUCUAAAUGUUCAUCCCAGCCUGCUGCCGAGGUGGCGAGGUUCAGCACCCAUCGUACACACCAUCCUGCACGGCGACACUGUGACAGGAGUCACCAUCAUGCAGAUACGUCCUCAUAGGUUUGAUGUGGGUCCCAUUGUAAACCAGGAACUCCAUCAGGUACCUGAGAAUUGUACAACUGAUGAUCUUGGAGCUGCCCUUGCCACAAAGGGAGCGCAUCUGCUAAUUGACACUUUGGCCACACUGUCGGAGAGACUUGCACAUAAAAGGAACCAAAGCCGGACGGGAGAAACAUUUGCCCCAAAGAUCAGUACGUCCAUGAGCUGGAUAGUGUGGGAGGAACAGACUUGUGACAGCAUCGAUCGUCUGUAUCGCGCCAUUGGAUCCCGGGUAAUGAUGACUGAUAUACCUUUGAGGACCAUGUGGAUGGGGGAGACAAUAAAACUCCUGGAUUUUGUAGGAAGAUGUCACAUUACAUUAUCAGAUCAGAGGAGGAGACCGGCCCCUGGGUCAGUCAGCUUUCAGAAGGAGUCCAAUACUCUGGCUGUCUGCUGUAAGGAUGGCUGGGUCGGAUUCAAGAUGGUACUCUUGAAGAAAAGGCUGACAGCAGCAGACUUCUAUAAUGGCUACCUGCAUCAGGCAGCUGAAAGACUGUUUGUCAGUAAAAAAAAAGUGGAACUGAAGCACGACAGAUAAGAGAGAACUGAACAUUGUGAUGUGACAAAUAUUUUCUUCCUCGAUGUGAACACUGUAGACAUGACGUCAUCUUAGUUGGUCUUGCUCUUGUCUGUUUUAAGACAAAGGAUUAUACAGGGCAUUUACUGUAUGUAUGCUGCAUACUCUGAAUAAAUGAAUGUGCUGUUUACUGAAAGAUA